GAAGGACUGUGUGAUCAAACCAGAUGGAGAUCUACCAACAGAAAUAAAUACUGGCAGUGAACGUCGAAACAAGUAUAUAAAAUUGAUUUAUGAUGCAUUACGUAAGACGAUUACGGAACCAAAUCCAAAUAUAAGCGUGAGGCAGAGAAUUCUUGAUAUCGCCAUACGAAUCGAAAACAAAAUAUUUCAAAAUUCUGAUCAAAUGACAAGUGAUGAGAAUUACAAAAGAAAUUGUUAUUCCAAGUUAUGGAAUUUAAAGGAUAAAAGUAACCCUAAUUUCGCCAAGAAAGUUGCUUCUGGUAUUAUUUCACCAGAAGAUGUUGCAAACAUGACUAGCGAAGAAAUGGCGUCACCGGAAGUAAAAAGAAAGAAUGCAGCUGUACGACAUCAAUGGUUCCAACAAACAAAGAGACCACAGAUAGAUUUGAAACCUAUGAAAUUAGAUAGUGACGGGUCGUUAUGUGGCGCAUUUUCGGGUUCGGGUCCUACAAUUUGGGUACAACGUGAACCUACCAACAUCUUUACAAACGAUGACACAGGUAGUGAAUAUUACAGCAAUGUUCGGUUUUAA
Racocetra persica is the source of this 571-nucleotide messenger RNA. Lineage: Eukaryota; Fungi; Glomeromycota; Glomeromycetes; Diversisporales; Gigasporaceae. The record is from the annotation of a GenBank genome assembly.